AAUGGUUACAGGAGAGCUCAAGUAUUUUUACCCCUUGCCUUCAACUAAAAUAUUUACGGUAUUAAUGCAGGUUGAUUAAUACGAUGGUAAAUCAUCAAGCGCUGCCUCAUACAAAAAGGUGCUCGUUCAACUGACUCCUCAGUAUUAAUUUCUUAGAGUGUCACUAAAAAUAAAGUACCUGGCAUCACGUGAUUAUCUCUCCGAAGACUAUCUGUUGGAAUCGUCAGUCCUCUUUGUUUUUCUGUAGCUCUUAGCAGUUUUUUGGGGGAUAUCUGUAAUGGCAACGGAUGCCGCUGUGUUGCUUGAAGCCUUAGACUUUGCCGCAAAGAAGCACAGAUGCCAAAAGCGAAAGGAUCCAGAGGGAACACCGUAUAUCAACCAUCCGAUUGGGGUUGCCAAGAUUUUGUCACAUGAAGCUGGAAUUACAGAUAUUACAGUUUUGCAGGCUGCUGUACUUCAUGACACAGUUGAAGAUACAAAUGCAACAUUUUCUGAAAUUGAGGAGAAGUUUGGUGUGUUGGUAAGGCAGAUUGUGGAAGAAGUGACAGAUGAUAAGUCAUUGCCGAAAUUGCAGCGCAAGCAGCUGCAGAUCGAGCAUGCACCACACUGCAGCCAUCAGGCCAAACUGGUGAAACUGGCAGACAAACUCUAUAACCUGCGAGAUCUGAAGAGGAGUACUCCAGUAGGUUGGACAGAGAAACGUGUACAAGAGUACUUUGUCUGGGCCUCACAAGUGGUGAAAGGAUUAAGAGGUACACAGCCCAUUUUGGAAGAGAGACUGGAUGAGCUGUUUAAAGAGCGUGGGAUCGUAAUCUGAAACUGAAGAGUUAAGAGUAUCUCCACCAACCACUAAAGCUGGAGGAGGAAAGGGAGUUCAGCAUGGACGUGUACUUUUCUGCUACUGUAUUGUUUAUAAGGCAUGACAAUACUAAGUAGCAUGGGCUACGUUAACAUUUUUUGGAUCGGACUACGUUAGAUAAUGGUUAAAAAAAAAAGCCUUAAAUACCCUGUCUCAUAAUUUAAAAUGUACAUUUACUGAUAAAAAAACAUGUAACCACAUCUUAAAAUACAGAUUUUGUUUAAAUAUUUAUACUUAUAGCACAUUAUGGAAUACAAAUCUGGAGGCAAUGCUGUGAAUCGGUUACUGUUGAUCUCUUGGUCAUGGAUAUGCAGCUUAAAUCUUACAACUGUCACCAGCUAAUAUAACAAGCCAAUGUCUGUGCCAGGCUUAGAAAUAAAAAGACUACAAUGAGAACAAGA
This is a messenger RNA of Protopterus annectens (West African lungfish), 1260 nucleotides long. It is a transcript of the gene HDDC3, whose product is annotated as HD domain containing 3. The transcript has 4 exons. NCBI's taxonomy places the organism in Eukaryota, Metazoa, Chordata, Ceratodontiformes, Protopteridae. The coding region runs from base 278 to 817 and encodes 179 amino acids. Gene Ontology annotation, molecular function: guanosine-3',5'-bis(diphosphate) 3'-diphosphatase activity. The record is from RefSeq and is a predicted model, not a curated record.